Cladocopium goreaui is the source of this 489-nucleotide messenger RNA. The record is from the annotation of a GenBank genome assembly. NCBI's taxonomy places the organism in Eukaryota, Dinophyceae, Suessiales, Symbiodiniaceae.
AUGCAGGUCAUGAUCACUACUGCUGGAGGCAUUGAGGAGGACACAGACAUCAUCAAAUGCCUCGCUCCCACACACCUGGGAGACUUUGCUUUGCCGGGGAGAGAUCUGCGUUCCAGGGGCCUCAACCGAAUAGGCAACUUGUUGGCUCCUAACGACAACUAUUGUCUCUUUGAGGACUGGUUGAUGCCUAUCCUGAACAGCAUGCAUGACGAGCAGGAGAAGGAUGGAGUUGUGUGGAGCCCCACCAAGAUGAUCCAUCGCUUUGGGAAGGAAAUCAACAACCCCACAUCGGUUUGCUACUGGGCCUACCUCAACAACAUUCCGAUCUUCUCCCCGGCCAUCACCGAUGGCUCCAUUGGCGACAUGUUGUACUUCCACAACUACAAGCGGCCAGGUGUGGUGACUGUUGAUGGACGGUCAGUGGAAAAGGCAAGCAAAACGUCCAAAAACGUCCAAAAAGAUGGCGAUUGGAAGGAUCAUUUUUUCUAG